Pecten maximus is the source of this 2301-nucleotide messenger RNA. Its product is annotated as tRNA N(3)-methylcytidine methyltransferase METTL2-like. Gene Ontology annotation, molecular function: tRNA (cytidine-N3)-methyltransferase activity. Lineage: Eukaryota; Metazoa; Mollusca; Bivalvia; Pectinida; Pectinidae. The record is from RefSeq and is a predicted model, not a curated record. The transcript is spliced from 9 exons. Bases 163 to 1533 code for a protein of 456 amino acids.
AUACCACGUUGUGAAUUGGAAACAUGUUGUGAAAUAUAGUGAAUGAAAACAGAACAACAACAUGCAGGAAUCAGGUGACCAGGCUGCAGCAGAGGAAGUAGCGCGGCCUCAAUUUGGAAAUAGACUCUUAACAGAUUCCAAAAAUGUGUUUGAACAUAAUGCAUGAUGAGUGCACUGUAUAGAAAUCUGUUUAGAAAGACUAGGCCUGCUAUAUUGAGAUCACAGAAAUUUUUCAGACUUGACUCGACCCACAGUUUCAGCAAUACUAAUCUUCACUGUAAAGCUUCCAGCAAAAAUCGACCUCCAUAUGGAGCCAGGCCCUUGGUUGACCCUGAUAAAGUCUUUCUCUUCAACAAUUGGGACAAUGUUGUGUGGGAUGAAGAACAGGAAAUGGAUGCCAUGAGAGUUACUUCACAGCAACUUCAGGACCAGCUGUCAGAGGAACAACAAGAUGAGUAUGAUAAUAAUGCUGGAGAUUAUUGGAACAAAUUCUACAACCAACACAAUAACAGGUUCUUUAAGGACAGACACUGGCUCUUCACAGAAUUCCCAGAACUGGCACCAGAGUGUGUCUCUCAAGAAGGAUCACAUGACUCUCAAAUGAACAAUGAAGACAGUGCCCAAAGAAAUGAUGGACAGGUCCAAGCACCUGGUGGAGAGGGUGAUGUCCCUGAAAGUGUGACAACACAGGACUCGGCUCAAAUCAAGGACAAAUGUAACAGUGUCGACAACAACUCUACACAAAGUGUUUCUGUGUGUGCAGACACCGAUGAUACCACUUGUGAGGGUGAAUCUGGUUUUCCUGGACAGUGUGCAAAGUUCAGAAUAUUUGAGGUUGGGUGUGGAGUAGGCAACACUGUGUUCCCCGUCCUCCGUACAAACAACGACCCUAACUUAAUGGUUUAUUGCUGUGACUUUUCAUCCACUGCCAUACAACUUGUUAAGGAACAUCCAGAGUAUACCUCAAAGAGAUGCCACGCCUUUGUGUGCGACAUCACCGACAGCUCAACACCUUUACCCUUCCCAGAGGCGAGUCUCGAUCUGGUCAUCCUCAUAUUUGUUUUGUCAGCAAUUCACCCAGAACGAAUGCAGCAUGUUAUUGACACAUUAGCCAAGCAUCUGAAGCCAGGAGGGACAAUCAUGUUUCGUGAUUAUGGCCGAUAUGAUUUAGCACAACUACGGUUCAAAAAAGGUAGAUGUCUAUCGGAGAACUUCUAUGUACGGGGAGAUGGAACCAGGGUGUAUUUCUUCACCCAAGAUGAAUUAAAAGACAUGUUUACGAAAGCAGGUUUAAAAGAAAAACAGAACUACAUUGACAGACGACUACAGGUGAAUCGAGGACGACAACUCAAGAUGUAUCGGGUGUGGAUUCAGUGUAAAUACACAAAACCUGACUGUACACAGGUUCAUGUAACUGGUGAUGAAGGGGAGACAACCCAAAAUGUAUCCGGUGUGGAUGGUACGCUGACCCCAGAGGUCGCUGGUGACCAAGGGGAGAUAACUCAAGAUACACCAAGUGUGGAUUCAGUAUAAAUGUACACACCAGAUAACAAGGCCUUUGAUACCACACUAUUAGAGCACAGUUUUCGUUUAUCAAAGUCAAAAUGGUUGGACCAGAUUUGUUCUUGUAUGAUAUAAGGACGGACCUGGUGAUUUUUGUUGUUUUCCGACGAGCCUUGACAAAGACUUUCUAGGCCUGUAUUAACAUUGACAGGUCCGUCAAGAGCUAUAUCUGAAAUAUUACACAUUACACAUUAUCUGCAUGAACAAACAGGAUCCUGGUCUCUGGAACUGAGAAGCAGACGUCGGAUGCCUAUUCACCUUUAAGAAGUCGGGAAUACAGUGUACUUCUGGUUUACAAAUAUUCUUUGGGCAAUUCAAGAGAAACAUCAAAAAAACAUUUGAAGAUGGAAUUGAACAUUUUAUUUUUGUGUUUUAAAUGACUCUGUUCCAUCUUGCACAUACUUAUUCUGGAAUUUACACGAGGCAUUUUAAUAUAAUUGUGUGUGCACAAUAAAAAAUAUCUCAGAAAUGUGCAUCUGUAGAUCUGAUGUUGAUCUGAUACUUGAGAAAGCAAAACAUUCUGGGCUUUUAUCUACAGUGAUUGCCAGGUAUUUGUUGUUUUUAUGAAAAAUCAAAAAUGGAAAUUUUACAACAAGAAAUGUAAUACUAAUAAUUAAUGACAAACUCUUGUUAUAGUACAUACAUUCAUCUGUACAAAAUGUGUAGAAAAUCUGUCAGAGAAUAAAGUGUUUUUAUUUAUUCAUUCGUUUCUUAUAUGUGUGACUGAAAAUGGGAUUU